AUGCACUCUGCACCACGCACUGCGCUGCAAGCAUGCCCGAGCACGAGCACCCGGGCAUAUGCGCCGAGGGCCUGGAUACUUGGUUGCUGGCUGCUGACGGCCAACGACCGACCGCUCGCAACUGACUACCUACACACUACUUCCUACUGCCUGGGUAUGGGUAUCACGCCGGAUGUCGGGCUGGAUGUUGGGCUGGACAUGGGGCUGGACAUGGGGCUGGAAAUGGGGCCUGGGUCUCGCGUGGUUGCCGUUGCGGUCGUGGAUGUAGGCGCAGGCGCACUGCUGGGCUGCUGUGCUGGGGUGGUGGGCUAUGAUGGUAGAUAG
Molecule: messenger RNA, 324 nt
Organism: Boeremia exigua
Lineage: Eukaryota; Fungi; Ascomycota; Dothideomycetes; Pleosporales; Didymellaceae
Exons: 1
Coding region: 1-324 (107 amino acids)
Source: RefSeq, a predicted model, not a curated record